Ostreococcus lucimarinus CCE9901 is the source of this 1296-nucleotide messenger RNA. RefSeq lists its product with no specific name. Gene Ontology annotation, molecular function: 5S rRNA binding. Gene Ontology annotation, biological process: ribosomal large subunit assembly; rRNA processing. The record is from RefSeq and is a predicted model, not a curated record. The coding region runs from base 19 to 1296 and encodes 425 amino acids. The transcript has a single exon. Gene Ontology annotation, cellular component: nucleolus. Lineage: Eukaryota; Viridiplantae; Chlorophyta; Mamiellophyceae; Mamiellales; Bathycoccaceae.
UCGCGGCGCCGCCGCGCGAUGCCCAAGCGACGAAACAGCAAAGCCGCCUGGCGCGCGCUCGCGGAUGACGUCGCCGACGCCGUCCGCGCGCCGAGCGCGCGCGAGGACGCGGCGACGAAGACGAACGACGCGCUGUUUUACGUCGACCGCGCCGGCGGCGGCGGCGGCGACUCGAACGGCGCGCGCGGGCGCGACAACGCGGGAACGAAGCGCGAGCGCGCGCGACAGCGCGCGCUGAAGAUUGAUGCGGCGUGUGAGAAGGCGCCGGCGGCGCGCGCGUACCCGACGCCGGUGAAGCUGCGGGCGGGGAAGAUGUGUAACCCGCCGCCGAGUCGAGCGCUCGAGGCGGUGCGGGUCAAGGGGAAAGCGAAGCCGGUGGUGAAGGGCGCGGGCUCGAAAGGAAAGAAAGCGGACGGCGUGUUCGAUGUGUGGGCGAGUAAGGCACCGCGGGCGAGAGGGGUGAAUAAAUUGGCGAGGAAACUCACCGCGCCGACGACGAACGCGAAGGCGGUGGCGCCCGAACAUCCGGGGUGUUCGUUUAAUCCCCCGAAAGAUGCGCGCGAAGACGUCGUCGCGGUUGCGCUCGCGAAGGAGUUUAAGGCGAAGCAGGCGAGGUAUUUAGAUCCGGUGACGGUGCCCGUGUCGAACGUCGUGGCGGAGGCGAAUUUGGUCAACGAGUUGUAUUUCGAGAGCGGAUUCGGGGAAGACGAGACGGACGACGAAGACGGCGAUGGCGACGGUAAGCUCAGCAUCAAUCCCGCGGUAAACGCGGAUAAGUACACUAGAACGAAGCGAAACAAGCUCAAGCGACGCGCGGAGGCGGAGGCGAUCGAACAGGCGAACAAGAAGGCGAAGCAGCUCAGACGAGACCUGAGCAACCUCAAGGCUUUGAACAAAGAGAUCGAAGCCGAGGAAGAGGAAAGGAAGGCAAACCUGGCGCGUCGCAACGCCGUUCGCGCCGAACGUCGCGCGUCUCAGCCUUCACGUCUUGGCAAGCUUCGUCACAAAGAAGCCGACGCCGACGUCCGUUUCGCCGACGAGCUCGACGGCGGUUCCCUCCGCACCCUCAAGCCAGGCGUCUCUCUCCUUGGCGAUCGCCUCAAAUCGUACGAGCGUCGCGAGAUCAUCGAGCCUCGCCGCAAGAUCGAGCGCAAGAAGGCCAAGGCGGUGAUGAAAUACGAACCCGGCGCCCGUGGCGAGAAGGAAAUCGAACUCAUGGUUGCCGCUGAGAAGUCGAAACAGCGCAUCUCCGAGCUCCGCGCCCUCGUCGCCGCCGGCGACCGCGGCGCUUCCUAG